GGAGGGAGGGAAGGGGGAGAGGCGCAGUGACGGGGAUGUCGGGGGAGAAGAGGGGCAAGGAGAAGAAGAGAGGCGGCUGAUGGAAUGGGCACGAGCUCAUGGCGCCAUGUGCGAGCUGGAUGCUCGAGACUUCCCAGAGACAGGCCGUGGCAUGGCAGCGAGGCGGGACAUGGCAGUGGGGCAGACCGCCCUCUCCAUCCCGCUGUCUCUCAUCAUCUCUCCCCACACCGCGCUCGCCUCGCCCCUGGGUCAAGCUCUGCGAUGCGGAGAGGCCAGAAAGGAGGGGAAGGAACUGGAAGCAGAGAGUGGUGUGGAUCUGGGCAGCAUCAGCGAUGAGAGCAUCGCUCUGCUGUGGACCAUACAGCAGCGCCAUGACCCCUCCUCCUUCUAUGCCCCCUUCUUCAACGCCCUGCCUGCCACCGUCACCACAGCGCUGUCAUGGCCAGUGGCAGCAGUGGGUGCAGUGCAGGGAACGCUGCUGCACACACACAUAGAGCUAGCCAGGCAGCACAUACGCGCAGAGUACCACUCUCUCUUCCCUGCCCUCUCCCGCCGCUUCCCCUCCCUCUUCCCCCGCUCGCUCUUCUCCCUCUCUGCCUUCACGGCAGCAGCAGAGCUCUGGUACGCAUAUGCCAUGCGCAUAGCGCUGCCCUCUACUGCCUUACCACACGCUGCACCAUCAGCAGCUCCGCCAUCAGCAGCACCAGCCCCAUUGGGCCUGCAGGGUGCGGGCGCUGCUGGUGGGGCAUGGCAGAUGGGAGGAGGAGGUGCGGGAGAGGUGCCGGAGAGGACCGCGCUUCCAUGCCUGGUGCCGCUGGCAUCGCUGCUUAACCACUCGCUAUACCCUCACAUCACCCACUUCAGCACGCUCCAAGCCUCUCCCCACUCCUCCACCCCCCUCGCCUCCUCCUACCCCUCCUCCUCUUUUUCUCCCUCCUCCUCCCCUCCCCUUGAACCCACCUCAUUCCGUCUGAACCUUCGGCUGGAGCGGCCAGUGCGGGCGGGGCAGCAGUGCUACCUGUCAUACGGGCCGCUGCCCUCGCACGACCUCGCACUCUUCUAUGGCUUCCUGCUGCCCUGCCGCAACCCAUAUGACUGCUUCCCCAUCGACCUUGACUUUUCUGUGGAGGAGGAAGAAGGAGAAGCAGAAGAGGAGGACGAGGAUGGAGACAAGGGCGAAGCAGUGCCGCCAGAGGAGUUGGUGGUGGAAGGGGAGGGGGAUAGGUUGGAUGAAGACAGGGUGACGUGUGGCCAAGCAAGGCAACUCGCAGCACAGGGUGCAUGCAGGGAGGAGGACAUGAGCCAUAGUAGUGAGGGCUGUGGAGGGGAAGCAGCAGCAGCAGCAGCAGCACACGGCUCUGCAGGGGGUGCCACUGCAAAGAAACCACGACGCACGGAUGCUACCAGCGGGGCUGCUGCCAGUAAUGGUGCUUCUGCCGAUACUGCCGACGCUGCCGAUGCUGAGAGAAAUGCGGGUGCUGCCAACACAGACAGAGACAGAGACACAGACACAGGAGAUGCAGCAGAGGGAGGGCAGGGGGGGGAGCGAUCAGCAGCAUCAGAUAGGGGGGAGCAGGUGGGGCUGCCGCUGCCCCAGCACCUGCUGCGGGCAUGUGACCUCAGAGUGACGGCUGAUGGCGCUGUGGCCGAGAGGGGGGAGGAGGCGAGUGCGGAGGACAUGGUUGGGAAUGAGUGUGUGAUGAGAGGGGGGGAUGGGGAGGACGGGGAGGAUGGAGAGGAUGGGGAGGAUGGGGAGGAUGGGGAGUGUGCGGGGGCAGGGGAGUCUGGGAGUGAGGAUGUGUGGGGAGCGCUGCCUUGGCGGCUGUGUGUGGGGCUGUGUGGUGCUGUGGGGGGUAGCAGAGAAGAGAGGAGAGUGUGGAGGUCUGAUGCUCUCCUGCCACCCCGUGCACAUAUCCCCCAUGCAGUGCGUGCUGCUGCUCUCUCCACGCUGCUAGACCUGGUGGCCACCCUGCUGGCACAGGAGCAAGGGCAGGGAGAGGGGCAGGAAGACGACCACAGGGAGGGGGAAGGGCAAGGGGGGGAGCAAGAGACAUGGGAGGAGUGCACGAGUGGGGAGGUGGGGGCAUGUGUGGCUGUGGCUCAGCGGUACCGAGCGGAGCAAGAGCAGCUGCUAUACUCGGUCAGAAAUGAGUGUGUCAGGUUGCUCUCGCUGCUGUGACUCUACACAAGUCCCACCCUUGCGAGGCCUCAUUGGAAGGGUGUUAUGAAUGGAACUGCCGAGUAGCGCGGAGGGCAAUGGCGAAAUUGUGAACGAGUGAAGGACAAUAAAAUGAAACACAAUUCAAUAUAUAGGAAACCUAGGGUAAUCCUGAGGAUCAGAAGGUUCUGGAAAAGUAUCGAAGGGCCUCGAUGUGUCGAAGCGAGGUCCGGAAAGGCCCAGGAGGCUCGAACUGAAAGGUCUGGAACCCUAUCGCUGGUUCGGGACUGUUCGAGUUGUACGCCCUGUAGCAAGCCUCAAUAAGGAAUUACUAAUUGAUUGGUGUGCCUUUCGAAGGGUAUUGUUGUCACACAUUUGUAUAUGAUGCCGUAGACUAGAUAGGGGCAUGCCUUAGAGAGUACAACAUAUUACCGUCAAAACUAUUGUGUACC
Molecule: messenger RNA, 2610 nt
Organism: Closterium sp. NIES-67
Lineage: Eukaryota; Viridiplantae; Streptophyta; Zygnematophyceae; Desmidiales; Closteriaceae
Source: the annotation of a GenBank genome assembly